AUGGAGACGACCCUCCUCCGCGCCGGCUUCAGACGCGCCAUCGCAUCCAGCUACAACCCCGCCCGCCGACGCGUCCUCCUCCUCCACGCCUCCCGCCGCACCUACGCCUCCCCCUCGGAGCCGUCAGGACCCAUCCAAGCCGCCCGCCCUAUCAACUUCACCUCCGACACCAACCAAUUCGCCCGCUCCACCACCAACAGUAACAAAAACACCUCCCAAGACCAAGACUACGACCGCCUGCUCCACCGCGUCCGCAUCGUCCCCGCCUCCCCCUCCUACUUCACAGCCACCCCCCGCUACACCGACGACCUCCUCUACCUCUCCUCCCUCUACCGCAAAUACCAGCUCCUGCCCCGCCUUGCCCCGGGGACGGAACCUCGGGUAGCAUGGAAGACGCUCGCGGAGUACCGGACGGAGACGGGCGAGCCGGUGCGGCAGAAGGGGUACACGAUUAUGCUUAGUUUGCUGAAACGGCUGAAUAAAAUCCACACCGCGCUGCUGCCGGUGGAAGUGCAGAGGGCGUUGCAGCGGUAUAAACGCCGGAUCCAACCGUUCUUUGACCGGGCGAAGCCGAUUGAGAUUGAUGAGCUGGGACGCGCGAGGGCGGUGGGGAGGCGGAAGGCUUGCCAUGCUGUGGUGUUUCUGGUGGAAGGGGAGGGGGAGUGUCUGAUCAAUGGACGGAGUUUGACGGAGUACUUUGGCCGGUUGCAUGAUCGGGAGUCGGCGGUGUGGCCACUGAAAGCUACGCAGAGGCUGGAUAAGUAUAAUGUCUGGGCUGUUGCGAAGGGAGGGGGGACGACGGGGCAGGCGGAGGCGAUUACGUUGGGGUUGGCGAAGGCGCUGUUGGCGCAUGAGCCGGAUUUGAAGGAAGCGUUGAGGAGAGCUGGAUGUGUGACGAGAGAUCCGAGGAGAGUGGAGAGGAAGAAGGCCGGCAAGCUCAAGGCGAGGAAGAUGCCUGCUUGGGUCAAGCGGUAG
This is a messenger RNA of Saxophila tyrrhenica, 975 nucleotides long. RefSeq names its product 37S ribosomal protein S9, mitochondrial (gene MRPS9). Gene Ontology annotation, biological process: translation. The transcript is spliced from 2 exons. Gene Ontology annotation, molecular function: structural constituent of ribosome; RNA binding. The coding region runs from base 1 to 975 and encodes 324 amino acids. Gene Ontology annotation, cellular component: mitochondrial small ribosomal subunit; ribosome. The record is from RefSeq and is a predicted model, not a curated record. Lineage: Eukaryota; Fungi; Ascomycota; Dothideomycetes; Mycosphaerellales; Extremaceae.